Messenger RNA from Ruditapes philippinarum (Manila clam), 841 nucleotides. RefSeq lists its product as uncharacterized. NCBI's taxonomy places the organism in Eukaryota, Metazoa, Mollusca, Bivalvia, Venerida, Veneridae. The transcript is spliced from 5 exons. The coding region runs from base 194 to 496 and encodes 100 amino acids. The record is from RefSeq and is a predicted model, not a curated record.
AUGACAUAAAAACAAACAUAUCUACUGUAACAUAGAUUUGUUAUUAUAAUUGUCACUGAUUUAUUCGCCUUAUAUUGGUGAUAUUUAUCACGUGAAAAUUUGUUUGGAUUUAUUAGAUUUGCAUCAUUUCUUUUUCUAAAUUUUGAUAUAUUGCAGGUUGUGCACUGCAAGAAGUAGAUAAAAUAACGGUGUGAUGGCGGACACAAGAGUAUCUGGAGAUAUAAGUGUUGAUGUGAUGAUACAGACUUUUGAUUGCAAACAUACCGGUUCCUUAUCAACAGAAGGGACAGGAAUGCUAUUCUGGAGAAAAUGGAUUUCGAAAUAUUUCAUCAUCUCAAAAGGAGGAAAGGAAGGCUGUGUAUGGAACUUUUAUUGCUAUGAUACAGAAUUUGCAAGAAAACAAGAGUGGUCGAUAUCGAUGCGAGAAGUAGAAAGACAUGAGUGUUGGGCAUCUGGGCACUUGGCAGGAAUAUUUAGUUAUCAAAGCUAUAUUUAAUUCUGGCGCGGUGAUUGAAAGUUUGUUUUUGAUAUGUAUCUUAUCCCAUUCAAAGGGUCAUGAGUUGUACAAAAUUGUGUAGACGCAGUCUAGCUUGACACUGUGCACACCAAAUAUCUUAUCUUUCUAUUUGGUUUGGAAGAACAAUAUUUCAAAUUUUUUCCCUAACUUUUACUUGUAAAGAGAAUAUAUAUUUUCUCCCAUGGACAAACUCAAUCAAACCAAGUCUGAUUUUUCAUUGUUUCAGAGGACUUACUUUCCGUGAUUUAUUUUUUCUAUUUGCCACGUUGAACACAUAUUUACUAUGAUAUUGAGUACAGUAUUCAAUAAAGUCGGAAUACCUUG